GCGGCCUGACAGAGAAAACCGUCUGAGGAAAAGCGACGGUUGAGGGUCUCGAGAGGCAGCCGCCCCACCUUCUCCCCAUGCCGUCGCGAUGCUCCGCUCCAAGGGCUUCUUCCGCGGCGUCGAGUGCCCCUUCGGGCCGGCCUGCGGGAGGCCCUAUUGCCAUUUCCGACACCCGCCGGGGGCUCCCGAACCAGCCGUCCCCGCCCGUCGCCUCAGCGGCCAGGCCGGUCCCAGCAGACGCGCCUCCGUCUCAGCGGCAGGUUGCGGCUAUGACCCUUACAACCCCGAACUCCCCAGCCCCUCAUCACAAAGCAGGAACGGAGUCUUGGAGGAUGUUACUGAGUCGGGCCCGAGUAUUCUGGAACUGGAGCUGGUCAACCAGGCAAUUGAGGCUGUCAGAAAUGAAGUUGAGCGUGAGCAAAAGAAGUAUGAGGAACUGUUGGAGACCACCAAGGAGUACGGUGUGGCUGAGCCUCCACUGCUGAUCUCUGAGGCUGCUGGCCCAGCUUCUGUGACAAAAGCCAGUUCCUUUACUCCCUUGGAAUAUACCCCAAGCAGCUGCAAUGCAAGCAGUAACACCAACUACAAUCCUACCCCUCUUGCCGUGGCAGCUGGUAGUCAAUCAAGCAAGUACACCUUGGAUAGUUUCAGCAGUGCAAAGCCUAAAGGCAGCUCGCUGGAGUAUGUCCCCACAGUAGUCACCCAGCCAAAGAAGUACAGCCAUUCUGCCGUAAAUAGCAAGUACAUCAUAGAUGACUCCAAGCCUUCAACAGAUUUGGAGUACGACCCUCUUUCGAAUUACUCUGCAAGGCUUUUGAGCAAAGCCAAGGAGCAGAAGGGGACCAAAAGGAAGAGAGCAGUUGACCGCAGGGAUGCAUAUUCUCUUUCGCUCAAGAAACACUGUGCGGCAGCCACUAGCCAUGAGCCGAUUGCAAGGUUCUCUGACUCAGAAGAUGAUCAAGAUCUGGGGAACAAAGUGACUUCAGCCGGCCAGUCAAAAUGUAAAGGCACCUUGGAUAGCAAGGAGAGCGACGGGCCAGUCCCUGAAGCAAAGGGGACCCGACAGGAAGAUUUGCAUUCUCGGCAGAUGAAGGAGACAGCCGUGCAGUACGACAUGGAAGACAUUGAAAGCCCCCAGGAAACCAUAAUAAAGGAUGAUCUCGAGAAAGACGCAAAGGUGGCCAAGGCCCUUCCUAACAGGAAUGAAAAAGAGAGCGGUAAAAAUAAAGAGACGACAAAAGAGAAAAAUGCCGAGGGCAAGAAGAACAGAGGCAAGAUUGCAGACAAGGAGAGGACUGGUACAAAGGCAGAGAGGAGAAAUGGGGAGAGAAGUGAGAAGAAACAUGACAAGCCCCACACUGGCAAACCUUUAAAGAAACCCGACAAGCUGAAAUCCAGGGAAGGGACUGAUGGGAGACAGGAAGCCCCUGGAAAGAGCAAGAGUGAAGGCCACAGUAAAUCAUCCAGCAGUGAGAAAGGUGGAAGCACCAAGAAGGACUCCAGAUUAAAACCUGUUGAUGUAAUAAACAAGAAGGAGGCACGUGAAGGUAAGCGGAAAGAUGGAAAGGCCAAGCCACCAGCCUCAGAGCGACCAAAGACAAAGAUGACUGUCUCUCAGAGUAAGGGGAGCACCAAGGCUGAGUGCCGGGCUAAACAGCGGACCCUGAGCCACGCGGACCUCUUUGGCGAUGAGAGUGGAGAUGAAGGGCCGUUGGCUCAACCUCUGCCUGUGACUUUCUCCAACGUGAGUUCAGACUCGGAUGGAGAUGACGGGGAUUUGCUUUUGCCCCGCCAUAAUGGUGUGAAACGUCCCAAGCUGUCCAAAGCACUUCCAUCUCCCCCCUCCUCCUCCUCCUCGUCUGAUGAGGUCAGUUAUUCGGUCCUUGAGAAGGACCUGGAUUUUGAGUCUGACCCAAUGGAGGAGUGCCUCCGGAUUUUUAAUGAAUCCACAGACGUGAAAACAGAAGACAAAGGCCGGCUGGGCAAACAGCCAUCCAAAGAGGAGGAAAGCGACGAAAGGGUAGCGGAGGAGAGUUUAACUACCCUUUUCCCUGGUCAGAAGAGGAGGAUCUCCCAUGUUACCAAACCAGGAAGUGCAGAGGUCCCAAGCAAGCCAGUUGUCCGGCCUUACCGCCCACCUACCGCUCAGGAGGUCUGCUACCAGAGAAUCCGCCUGGCACAGCAACAGGCAGCACAACUGGCCCUGCAGUCGUCUGUGCCAGUGCCAGCAGUGCCCCCAAGGGGCUCCCUUGCUUUGCACAAAGGAGAAAAGAAGCGGAUUGCCCACGUGCCCAGUGCAGCACUGCCUGUGGCCACAAAAUGUGCCCCUGGAGGUCCUCAGAAAACCAUUCUGCCGAGGAGCACGGCAUCUUCCAAUGGCACUGACGCGUUGUCUUUGAAAGCUCGUACGCUGGCUGGGAUGGCCUCCAAGACGACCACCACGAACAUCCCCAAAAGGACAGCGCAUGCUCCUUCCCUGCAGAGCGCCACCUUAAAGCGGCCAGUUAUCCCGACUGAGUUUGGUGCCAGGGUUCCCACCAACAUCCGCCAGAGGUAUCUCAAUCUUUUCAUCGAUGAGUGUUUGAAGAUCUGCUCUUCACAGCAGGAAGCCUUUGACAAGGCACUGUCCGAGGAGAAGGUGGCUUACGAACGCAGCACCAGCCGGAACAUUUACCUGAAUGUGGCGGUGAACACCCUGAAGAAACUUCGGAGCCUACUGUCCAGCCCUUCCCAGGGUGCAAACAAGCCCAACAAUAGGAAGGUGGUGUCUCACGAAGCCAUGCUUGGCGGCAAACUGGCCACGAAGAUCAGCUUCUCGCUCAACCGCUCCACUAGCCUGCGGGCAGAGGACCUGACAGGACCUGCCUUAUACCGGAGGCUCAAGGAAUACCUGAUGACUGAGGAACAGCUGAAAGAGAACGGCUACCCAAUGCCAUGCCCUGAGAAGGCCGGCCGAGCCAUCGUAUUCACAGCGGAAGAUAAGAAAGCAGCUGAUAGUUCCUGCAGAGUUUGCUGCCGCUGUGGAACAGAGUACAUGGUGACGCCCGCUGGGAACUGUGUCCGUAAGGAGGAGUGUGUCCACCACUGGGGGAGGCUGCGCAAGCAAAGGGUGCCCGGUGGCUGGGAGACACACUACAGCUGUUGCUCGGGAGUGGUGGGUUCACCAGGCUGCCAGGUCGCAAAACAACAUGUCCAAGAUGGCCGGAAAGAGAAUCUGAUGGGCUUUGUGAAGACGUUUGAGAAGCUGCCCAGUGCAGAGGGCUAUCCAGGCAUCUAUGCCUUAGACUGCGAAAUGUGUUACACCAAGCAAGGCCUGGAGCUGACCCGAGUCACCGUGAUCAACUCGGACCUGAAAGUUGUUUAUGACACCUUUGUCAAGCCAGACCGCAGAGUGGUGGACUAUAACACCAGAUUCUCGGGUGUGACAGAGGCGGAUCUGGAGAACGUGACGAUAACGCUGCGAGACGUCCAGGCAGUUCUUUUGAACAUGUUCAGUGCGGACACCAUCCUCAUAGGCCACAGUUUGGAGAGUGACUUAUUUGCACUAAAGCUCCUCCACGACACGGUGGUGGACACAGCCGUCGUCUUUCCCCAUCGGCUGGGCUUGCCUUACAAACGGGCCCUCCGCACCUUGAUGGCCGACUACCUCAAGCGUAUCAUCCAGGACAGUGUGGAAGGUCACGACUCCAGCGAGGAUGCCCGAGCCUGCAUGGAGCUGAUGAUCUGGAAGAUCAAAGAAGAUGCAAAAGUUAAGCGAUGAGGACCUGCCCGUGGCUUUUCCUUCACCGCUUUGGCGCAGUGCAAUAAAAGUCUCCAGAGCUUGCCCGCCUGUGAUCCUGCAGCGGGCAUAUCUCUGCUUUCCUCCUCUGGGUUCGCAGGACUCCUGGGCAUCAGGAGGGGGGAGCCACUUGGUGGCACAGCAAAAGGGCACCUGCCCUCUCUGAGCACAUGGGCUGGGACCGAGUGUGUGGGCCCAGCUCACAAGUGCGCUCAAGAGCACUAUUUCUUCUUCCCCGUUUUUAUUUAUGGACAUGAAAAGAAAGUUUCUAAUUUAAUUUUGCCGGUCUGUGGCUGGGGGAUGUUUCUGCAGAAGGGCAGAGAAGCCAGCUUCUCAGAACUGCGUAGCAGGUGGAAACCUCAGGCAUGUGGAUGUUGGUUACUGGACCUAUCUCAAGGGGGGGGGUGCAAGUUGACUGGGGGCUGUCAAACCACCAAAGGCGAGAGAGAGCUGCAAAGCAGCUUACCCACCGUGGGAUUGGAUGCCAGAGAGCUGGGUGGGGGAAUAAUCCUCAUGGACUACCCCAGGGUGGUUCUUCUGGCUUGUUUCUUAGUGAAGCACCAGGUGCAAGAAAGGCAGGCGUGGUGUUCCGCCCUGGAGCUGGAAUGGCCACUGCUAAGGUUUGACCCCGAUGGCGAUUUCAGCAGUGGGUGGGUGAAAAGGUCUAGCUUAAGAGUCCAUCAGAAUUCACAGGAAAGCGGGGGGCUGCGUUAACUUCUACGGAGAGUGGGAAGACAAAGCUUGUCUCUCCUAAAAAGAAAUGAGUCUCCAUCUUCUCUACCUCACCCCCCAAUUCAUGUUCUUGGCUGCUGCUAAAGGGGCAGCUCACCCGCCAGAGGCACCUGCACCCCAGUGAUGGAGGACAAACCCCUUUCCUCUUGCAUUUUCUCAAGAGGGCCCCCCCCUCCAUGGUCACCGCCCUUCCAAGCAAUUUUUUCCAACCCUCAUUGUUUCCCCUGGUUGCUUGCUCGUUGCCUUCAGCUUCCCAGGGUCAGGGGCAGUGCCUACUGCGGCUUGUUCCUAACUGGCACUUUGGAAGGCGUUCCCUCUUUAAGGGCAUUUGCCCCUCCAGAUCCAAAACCUCUCUAGUUUUUCCUCAUGUGCAUUGGAGGAGCUCAAGAUGUGCAAGGGCCCCCAACAUCCAUAGGACUGGAACGACGUGUAAUUGGGGAGCGGGGGCUACUGCGCCCUUGAGGAAAAGGAGGCAGCAGACGCAUCCGUGCGCUUGCUCCUGGGCGUGAGUUUUGCCUGUGAGCUUCACGGAUCCUGCCCCCCCCUGCAUCUCAGACUGCAGCCAGAUCUGCUCAGCUGCAUGUUUCAAACAGGCAUAUUCCAUGUGCGCUUUCAACCCCUUCCCAUGCGGAUGUUUAAUACGAGGGCUCCCUCCUUGGUCUCCGAGUCUGUUUGGCCCACAACCGUGUGAUGUUUCUCAAAAUGGCGGUCAGAACAGAUGGCAUGCCUUGCCGUGGGGGGGGCGGGGGGAGGGAGAGGAAUUCACAUAACCCAUCUUAUCUAGCCGUUUGACCUGGAAUCUGUGGUUUGUGUGGAAUCGCAGUAGGGGGUAAUUGUGAGCAGCGGGGUGUGUGUGUGUGUGUGUGUAAGUGUGUGUGUAAAGACUUGUGGAAGCAGGGGCCCCUCACUGCCCUGGACUGCAUGGGACAGCCUUUGCCCUUCCAAGCCCAGCCGUGAGUUGAAAGGGGGUCUACAAUUCCUCUCCUCUUACAGUACGUCCCAGGGGCCCUAGUUCUCUUUGUAUUGCUUUCUGCUGCGGAUCUCAGCCAGAAGUUGGGUAACUCUUACCCAGAGUUGGGUUCAGACAGAGAUCCGCAGCGAGACUCCUUGGCCUUGGCGUUGGGUGACGGUUUCUUCCUCUCGCUCCGUCUUCAUCGGCAUCGUCUCUUUGCUAUCAUGUUAAGUACAAUUUUGGGAGCUGGAAUAAAGAACACCCUGCUUGGGCUUCCCUGCAAGGGUGCCCACACUACAAAUGCAAGUUGGUUUUCAUCCUGGCUCCGCUGUCCUGUGGUUUGUGCCACCCUGGGAGUUCAGGGAAUUGUUGUUUGGCGAGGGGGCAAAGACUUCUGUGUUGGAGGGAGCCUGGCCCCUGCCUUCCCUCUGGAAGAAAGUUCCCUGCAUGCAAGGAACUCCCAGUUUUUUGAUGCACUCCUUGACACUUCACCCAGCGCGUGAAGCUUGUUGGCUAUGCAGCCUGAAAUUUGUUCUUCCUCUGGUUGCCUGAAGGCUGGCGUUUCCUGAAGCCAGCCUUUCGACAACUAACUCUCCCCUCCACGGAUGCCACAGGUUCUCUUAUGCCCUACCCAGCCAUCUUCCCCACCACUUCCCUGUGGGCUGUUUAACACAGUACAUAAUAAUAAUAAUAAUAAAUGUAUGUAGACAUUGUACAUAGCAGCUGUGAACCUGUUAACACUAUUUUGUAAAUCUUUUUAAUAAAAACAA
Molecule: messenger RNA, 6232 nt
Organism: Eublepharis macularius
Lineage: Eukaryota; Metazoa; Chordata; Lepidosauria; Squamata; Eublepharidae
Gene: REXO1
Product: RNA exonuclease 1 homolog
Exons: 16
Coding region: 89-3760 (1223 amino acids)
Cellular component (GO): nucleus
Molecular function (GO): nucleic acid binding; exonuclease activity
Source: RefSeq, a predicted model, not a curated record